AUGGAUGCAAGUACUCUCAAGGCCAUGCGAGAGUUCUUCGCCGACUCGCGAAAUGAGUUCGUCGUAUAUCUUGAACAACUGUCUGUCGGUGAUAUCUCAUGUCAGGAUGUCCCUGCAAUCCAGAUUGAGCUUCGUCGUAUAGCCCACACACUCUCUGGGUGGAAGCAGCUCCAAAACGAUUCUAACGAGUCAACUUGCAGUUGCUUUUCGAACCAGUGCUGCAACCUCUCAGAUAUUAUUGUAGAAGUCGCUGAGCUGGUCACUAUCAAUGACGGGCAGCUUCCUUUGACAGUUCUGAAGAUGUUUAAUAUGCUGGCUAUGCAGGUAGGACGACUCACUCUUGACAAUCGUCGUGAAAAGGAUCAGUAUGCGCUAGGGUUCGAUUGCUUGGCCAAGGACGAAGAUCGUAGAUGGCAGCUUCAGUCCCAGGGACCGGAUGACGGUAGAGCUGCACUUCUCUUUGACUUGUGGACUCGCAUGAGUCGCACUUCGGAACGUGGUCCCUAUUGCACGCCCGUGUGUGAAGGCCGGUAA
Messenger RNA from Penicillium coprophilum, 534 nucleotides. RefSeq lists its product as uncharacterized. The record is from RefSeq and is a predicted model, not a curated record. The coding region runs from base 1 to 534 and encodes 177 amino acids. The transcript has a single exon. NCBI's taxonomy places the organism in Eukaryota, Fungi, Ascomycota, Eurotiomycetes, Eurotiales, Aspergillaceae.